This is a messenger RNA of Hevea brasiliensis (rubber tree), 2059 nucleotides long. Its product is annotated as protein ALP1-like. Bases 331 to 1815 code for a protein of 494 amino acids. The record is from RefSeq and is a predicted model, not a curated record. The transcript has a single exon. Lineage: Eukaryota; Viridiplantae; Streptophyta; Magnoliopsida; Malpighiales; Euphorbiaceae.
CAGUUGUCAUUCAGUGUGUUAUGAUCAAAUGUGUAAUGGGUUAGAGCUGGAAUUAAUGGAAAUGAUAGAAAGAUUGGCGCUUUAUAAUAAAAAUUAGGGGAAUUGCCAAAUUAGUGCUCAGCAAUUUCAGGUCAUAAACCAUUAUUGUCAAUGGAUUUGUGUUGUGUUCACACACUUGGCUCACACAUUCUUUGAAAAGCCAACAAGAAGAAGACUUUACUAUUUCUUCUUCCCUCUCUCUUCUUCUUAUAUGAAUCUCUCUUCCUCUCUACCUAACUCAGAACAAUUUACUCUUUUUCUUAUACCUUGCUUCCCUAUUCACUCAACCAAAUGAAUGAAUCCAACACCACCAGGAAGAGGCAAAGGAAAGAUAGGCAAGAAAGCGAUGGGGAGGACACCAAUUCUUUUGAAGAAGGCAACAAUACUAGCAUUAGCAACAAGAAGAGAAAAGAGUUGAAGGGUAUAAUCACAUCAUGGAUGUUGCUGGAAGAGCAAGAAAAGUGCGAUCAAGAUGAGCAAAACAAGGCCACAUGUGAGGAGAAGCAAUUACUCGAAGCAAAUCAUAAGAAAAAGACUAGAACAAUGGUCGAAUAUUAUUCCAAUAUUCAAGAUUACUACACAGAAAUUGAAGAAACUGACCGAAUGAAGCGCAAAAAGUCCAGGGCAAUAGCUGGUGCGGUCGCUGUUUCUGCUGCCUCUAAUGGGCUCGCUAGUAAGGGAAUUGGUGAUGCAAAGCAAGGGAGUGGUGGUCAACAUAGACGAUUAUGGGUGAAAGACAGAGACAAAGAGUGGUGGGAUGAAUGCAAUCGGCCAGAUUAUCCUGAGGAGGAGUUCAAGCAAGCGUUUAGAAUGAGCAAGGGUACUUUUGACAUGAUAUGCGAUGAGCUACAUUCAUUUAUUGCCAAAGAGGAUACCACUUUGCGAAACGCCAUUCCUGUCAAGCAAAGAGUUGCAGUCUGUAUUUGGAGAUUAGCUACUGGUGAACCACUUAGACUCGUCUCUAAGCGGUUUGGUUUAGGUAUUUCUACUUGCCAUAAAUUGGUUCUUGAAGUAUGUUCUGCUAUUAGAAAUGUUUUAAUGCCCAAGUAUUUGCAAUGGCCUGAUGAGGAUAGAUUGAAGAAGGUAAAAAAGGACUUUGAAUCAAUUUCUGGGAUACCUAAUGUUGUUGGGUCCAUGUAUACUACUCAUAUUCCUAUUAUAGCUCCAAAGAUUAGUGUCGCAGCUUAUUUUAACAAGAGGCACACUGAGAGGAAUCAAAAGACAUCCUACUCCAUAACUGUUCAAGGUGUUGUUGACCCAAAAGGGGUCUUUGCUGAUGUGUGUAUUGGUUGGCCUGGUUCUAUGCCUGAUGAUCAGGUGUUGGAGAAGUCUGCUUUGUAUCAAAGGGCUAAUGGAGGUCUUCUAAAGGAUGUUUGGGUUGUUGGGAGUUCGGGGUACCCUUUAAUGGAUUGGGUUUUGGUCCCUUACACACAGCAGCAUUUGACAUGGACUCAGCAUGCUUUUAAUGAGAAGAUUGGGGAAAUUCAAAAGGUUGCUAAGGAUGCAUUUGCAAGAUUGAAAGGGAGGUGGAGUUGCUUGCAGAAAAGAACGGAGGUGAAACUACAGGACUUGCCAGUGGUUCUUGGAGCAUGCUGUGUGUUGCAUAAUAUCUGUGAAAGGCGUAAAGAGGAACUGGAUCCAAAGCUGAAGAUUGAGCUUGUUGAUGAUGAGAUGGUGCCUGAGGUUGCCUUGAGAUCAGUAAACUCAAUGAAGGCUAGGGAUGCUAUUGCUCAUAAUCUUUUGCACCACUGUCAUGCUGGCACUGGUUUUCUAUAAUUCAAAAAGUUUCAUUCCUCCUGCUAUUGGAAUUCUUUUGCCUGUUUUUUCUCUAUUUGUAUUGUAGAAUUUCACAUUUGUCAUUUAUCAUAUUUGUCAAAGGGGCUUUGUAAGCGAUGUGUGCCCCCCAAAACAAAUAGCUGAUGGUAGACUUGAUAGGUUUAAGUUAUACAUACAGGUCACGGUAACAGCAAGACACAUUACUCAAAUUAAAAAUAAAAAAUGGAUGAAGUUGACUUUGUAA